AUGGCGGUGCCUGUCACUGUGGUGCCAGACUGUCCUGUCCAUGCUGGCAGUGGGCUGGCGGAGCCGAAGGCUGAUGCCCUGGCCCAGGAGUGCUCGCUGAGCCGGGGCCAGCUCAGGAAAGGGAAGGCACCUUCGCUGGGGAGGAAAGCAGGAGAAACUACAGAGGAAACCCCAGUGCCCCAAGCGUCCUACCAGUUCAACCCUGAGCAGUACGACGAGAGUCAGCGGGGCCAGCUCAGGAAAGGGAAGGCACCUUCGCUGGGGAGGAAAGCAGGAGAAACUACAGAGGAAACCCCAGUGCCCCAAGCGUCCUACCAGUUCAACCCUGAGCAGUACGACGAGAGUGUAAACCCCUUUGUGACCGGGGGCUGCCGGCUGCAGAGCUCCCCCCAGGCAUCCCCGCGCCAUCUCUCCCAUCCCAGCAGCAGCUGCGAUGAGCUGGAGGGGUACCCGGCCCCGGAGUCCGAAGGGCAGGUCCCAAAACCUGAGUUUGACUCUGUGGAUCCCUUUAAGCCCACCAAGACCCUUGCCAGCUCCGCCGCCGACUUCUGCCCUGCUGCCGAUAACAGCCUCAACGAAAUCCUCGAAUCUCAGACGCUGGAGGUGCAGGAUGGUCUCGUGAAAGGCAGAGACUCCCCGAAGAAGCCCAAGUCGCGCCUGAUAACUGCUGGCUGCCAUCUCAGUCCCUCUUAAUCGUAUGCCUUGAUCCUGCAGGAUGAAGGACCGUUGAUCUCAGAAAUCCCAGAUAUUGCAAAUCAGGAUGGACACGCCACUGAUGAGGAGAAGCUGGCCUCCACCACCUCCAUGCAGAAGCCGGCCAGGCUGGGGAAGAAAGGCUUCGACAAGGAGAUCUCCAAGCAGAUGGAAAAGGAUGGGCCUGGCAUCUUCUCCGGCACUCCUGGGCUGUGCUCCAUGGACAAGUCCUCCGCGGCCGUCACCGGCGUGAGCAGGAGCGAGAGUCCCCUGGACAGCAUCUGCCUCAGUGAAUCCGAGAAGACGGCUGUGCUCACGCUCAUCAGAGAGGAGAUAAUCACCAAGGAGAUCGAAGCAAACGAGUGGAAGAAGAAAUACGAAGAGAGCCGCCAGGAAGUCUUGGAGAUGAGGAAAAUCGUGGCUGAGUACGAGAAGACCAUCGCCCAGAUGAUAGAGGACGAGCAGAGGACAAACAUGACAUCUCAGAAGAAUCUGCAGCAGCUCACCAUGGAAAAGGACCAGGCUCUGGCAGACCUAAACUCGGUGGAGAGGUCCCUGUCAGAUCUCUUCAGGAGAUACGAAAACCUGAAGGGUGUCCUGGAAGGCUUUAAGAAGAAUGAAGAAGCUCUGAAGAAAUGUGCUCAAGAUUAUUUAACCCGGGUCAAGCAAGAAGAGCAGCGGUAUCAGGCCCUGAAAGUCCACGCAGAAGAAAAAUUAGACAAAGCCAACGAGGAGAUCGCCCAGGUGCGCACCAAGGCCAAAGCGGAGAGCGCGGCGCUGCACGCCGGGCUGCGCAAGGAGCAGAUGAAGGUGGAGUCCCUGGAGAGAGCCCUGCAGCAGAAG
Molecule: messenger RNA, 1536 nt
Organism: Tauraco erythrolophus (red-crested turaco)
Lineage: Eukaryota; Metazoa; Chordata; Aves; Musophagiformes; Musophagidae
Source: RefSeq, a predicted model, not a curated record